UUUUUCUCACAUCUCUCACUCCUUCAUUUUUCCACUCACAAAUGGCACCGCCUACAGUCCCUCUCUCUCUCCUCUCCCUCUUCCUCUUCUCUGUUUCUCUCUCCGCCGCCAUCUCUGCAGCCCCUGCCGCCGUUCCCAACCCCGAACUUGUCGUAGAUGAAGUACACAGAAGCAUAAUCAAUGCGACCAAGAGGAGGAAUUUAGGGUAUCUCUCAUGUGGGACUGGAAAUCCAAUCGACGAUUGCUGGCGGUGCGAUUCCAAUUGGGUGAAAAAUCGUCAGAGACUAGCCGACUGUGGAAUCGGAUUCGGCAAAAACGCCAUUGGCGGCCGUGACGGCCAAAUCUACGUCGUCACCGACGCCGGCGAUGACGAUCCGGUUAACCCCAAACCAGGAACUCUCCGUUACGCCGUAAUCCAAGACGAACCCCUCUGGAUCAUCUUCGCUCGCGAUAUGGUGAUUCGAUUGAAAGAAGAACUGAUUAUGAAUUCCUUCAAAACCAUCGACGGCCGUGGUGCUAGUGUUCAUAUCGCGGGUGGGCCUUGCAUUACGAUUCAGUACGUGACGAACAUUAUAAUCCACGGUCUCAACAUUCACGACUGUAAACCAGGGGGAAACACAGACGUGAGAGAUUCCCCUCGGCAUUUCGGAUUCAGAACGAUAUCGGACGGCGACGGCAUUUCGAUCUUCGGCGGGAGCCAUGUUUGGGUUGAUCAUUGCUCUUUAUCAAACUGUAACGAUGGAUUAAUCGACGCGAUUCAUGGGUCUACAGCGAUUACGAUUUCGAACAAUUACAUGACGCAUCAUGAUAAAGUGAUGUUGUUGGGGCACAGUGAUUCGUAUACUCAAGACAAGAAUAUGCAAGUCACCAUUGCUUUCAACCAUUUCGGUGAAGGUCUUGUUCAAAGAAUGCCCAGAUGCAGACAUGGGUAUUUUCAUGUGGUGAAUAAUGACUAUACGCAUUGGGAAAUGUACGCCAUUGGAGGAAGUGCUGCUCCAACAAUCAACAGUCAAGGGAACAGAUUUGUUGCACCAAAUGACAGAUUCAGCAAAGAGGUGACAAAAUACGAGGAUGCACCGGAGAGUGAGUGGAGGAAUUGGCAUUGGAGGUCAGAAGGAGAUCUGAUGCUAAACGGUGCGUUUUUCACUGCCUCUGGUGCCGGAGCGUCAUCCAGUUACGCUAGAGCAUCAAGCUUAGGUGCGAGACCGUCAUCGCUCGUUGGUACAAUUACGACCAAUGCAGGUGCACUGAACUGCAAAAAGGGCUCCCGCUGCUGAUUAUUACUCCUACCCAAUUUGAAACCAAAAAAGGAACUGAAAUUUGAAAGACUGGUAGUAGCUAGUUCUAGUUGGUUGGUUGAUUUUCUUAAAGUUUAAAUUAAAAUUGUUGAUUUUAUGAAAUGGUAAUUUGAGGGAAAAUCAGUAGGAAAUGGAGGGAAAGUAAAAGAGGAAAAAAGAAAAGAAAAGAAAAGAAAAGAAAAGAAAGCUAAGAUAAGACACUGAACCAAUAGUGGUCAGUGAAUCUGCUUCUUUCAUUAUAUCUUUUUUUAGUUAUUUUCUUCUUUUUUCUCUUCCAUUUUAUUUUUUGUUUAUUGGUUUUGGGUUGUUUUUAUAAUUAUUACAAUGUACAACCUCCGCAUGUAAUUCUUGGAAACAUUGGGGCUUUCCUUUUAAGAAUGUCCCAAAUCAAGUCAAAUGCAGAAGAGUUGAUAUUUCAUAUACUAA
This is a messenger RNA of Benincasa hispida (wax gourd), 1724 nucleotides long. RefSeq names its product putative pectate lyase 22. Gene Ontology annotation, molecular function: pectate lyase activity. The record is from RefSeq and is a predicted model, not a curated record. Lineage: Eukaryota; Viridiplantae; Streptophyta; Magnoliopsida; Cucurbitales; Cucurbitaceae.